Molecule: messenger RNA, 513 nt
Organism: Knipowitschia caucasica
Lineage: Eukaryota; Metazoa; Chordata; Actinopteri; Gobiiformes; Gobiidae
Source: the annotation of a GenBank genome assembly
AUGGGGGCCCUCAGAAUUGGGACGGGGCCAAUGGGCCAAAUAUUUAAACUUACAUCCUGGAGAUGUUCCAAUCUUAACAAGAGGAGGAGGGGGGACCAGAGGGAGGAGGGGGGACCAGAGGGAGGAGGGGGGACCAGAGGGAGGAGGGGGGACCAGAGGGAGGAGGGGGGACCAGAGGGAGGAGGGGGGACCAGAGGGAGGAGGGGGGACCAGAGGGAGGAGGGACCAGAGGGAGGAGGGACCAGAGGGAGGAGGGACCAGAAGGAGGAGGAGGAGGUGGCGAGAGACUGGACCACAAGGGGCGGGAGGGACGUGGAGGUAGAGGAGGGACCAGGAGGAGAAGGGGAGAGGAGGGAUCAGAAGGAGGAGAUGGGACCAAAAGGAGAAGGAGGUGGAGAGGGACUGGACCAGAAGGGGUGGGAGGGACGUGGAGGUCGAGGAGGGACCAGGAGGUUAGAGGGGUGGAGUGGCAGUGGUGAGAGGGGGCGGAGUCAUGAGUGUGGCAGUGGUUAG